Meloidogyne enterolobii is the source of this 1186-nucleotide messenger RNA. The record is from the annotation of a GenBank genome assembly. NCBI's taxonomy places the organism in Eukaryota, Metazoa, Nematoda, Chromadorea, Rhabditida, Meloidogynidae.
AUGCAGACUUCCUCCUCCCUUAUUAUCCCCGCCAUAAUUUUUCUCGCCCAAUUAGCUUCAAUUUACAAAGAAACAUUAGCAGCAAUUUCAACAACAUUUAAUACUGACCAUUUCAACACACAACCACAAAUACUUGAAAAUUGUCCAUCCAAAUGUGAAUGCCAAAGAAUUGGGAGAGCUAAAAUCACUGGAAUGGAUUAUUCCCUUCCAAAAAAUAAAAGUGAAGAGGAGGAAGAGGAAGAAGAAUAUUCACAAUUUGUUGGCCUUUCAGUUAGAUGUUUAAAAGGAUCUAUGAAUGACAGCGAAUUUCUUUCAUUACUACAAAAUGUGCCUGUUGAUGUUGAACAUUUGGAAAUACGUGGGGCACCCGGGAAACCAAAUAAAUUGCAUUGGUCCGAUAAUCUCAAUCGACUAUCCCGUCUUCAACAUCUCGCCUUAGUUGAUUGUUCAAUGCCUGCCCUUUCUCAAUCUAUUAGAUUACCUCUACUUUCACAGCUUUAUUUAAUGGGUAAUGAACUGGAACAAAUUCAGCUUGGGUCUUUUGUUGGUAUGCCAAUGUUAGAAAUGCUAGAUUUAAGUGGUAAUAGAAUAAGUGCACUCUCAACUGGAGCUUUUAUUUAUUUAAAGAAUCUUCGCCAUCUCAGACUCAGCCAUAAUCGACUUGGAGGCCCAGACCUUUCUACUGGCAAUUUGCUUCGAGGCCCAAGACAUUUAAAAGAAUUACAAUUGGACGGGAACAAAUUAAGUGCCAAACAAUUGAACGAAUUACUUCCGGAUGUAACAUCACUAGAAAGGCUUGAAUUAAAUAAUUGCGGCUUAAAUGACGCGGAGCUUUGGUCUUUAAAUUUGAGUGUAGUUCCAAAAUUGAAACGAAUUGGUUUAGCAAGCAAUAAUUUAACACAAGUUCCAAGUGCUUCGCUUAGAGCUCUACCUUCCCUACAAAUUCUCGAUCUACGCGAAAAUUUAAUUCGUUCAAUCGGUCCCUGUGCCUUUUGUGGGAUGAAUAUAACAACAGUGCUUCUUGAAGGAAAUCUUUUGGGAUUAACAAAUUCAAAACCUUUCCAUCGUGAAUCUUUUGCAGACACACAAUUAAUUGAAUUAGAUUUAGGAUGGAAUCAUUUUCGAAACUUUGAUUCUUCAAUACUUUCAGGUAGGAUUGGGUUUGGUGGUCCCCAACCCGUCUAAG